Messenger RNA from Carlito syrichta (Philippine tarsier), 1545 nucleotides. Its product is annotated as zinc finger protein 84-like. Lineage: Eukaryota; Metazoa; Chordata; Mammalia; Primates; Tarsiidae. Gene Ontology annotation, biological process: regulation of DNA-templated transcription. The record is from RefSeq and is a predicted model, not a curated record. The transcript is spliced from 3 exons. The annotation marks the transcript as partial.
CACUUUCAUUCAAUGAUGUGGCUGUGGGUUUCACCUGGGAGGAGUGGCAGCUACUAGACCCUAUUCAGAAGAACCUGUACCAAGAUGUGAUGAUGGAAAAUUUCAGCAACCUGGUAUCAGUAGGGUAUCAAGUUACAAAAGCAGAUGCAUUUUUCCAGUUGAAGCAAGGAAAACCAUGGAUAAUAGAGGAAGAAAUCCAGAGUCAGUUCCAUCUAGAAGAUGUCUGGCAAGAUAAUAAUCAUACAGAUGGACAUCAAGAAAACCAAAGCAACCUUGAAUCUAUGAAGAAUCACCACAGAUAUCAUACAUUUGGGAAAAUAAUGUCUCAUCUGAGCUCAAACUUUCAUGUCUCUUUAGCUCAAAGAGCUCAUACAUUCAAAACACUGAGGAAACAUCUGAAACCUAAUUUAGAGUACAUUAUUCAAAAUAGAAGCAAUGUAAGAAAUGAAAAUGAAUUUACUGGUUAUGACAAUUUUUUUCUUUAUACUGAGUGUGAGAAAAUUCAUACUGGAGAGCAAUAUAGAGCUAAUGAUGCAUGUGAGAAGGCAUUCAGCCACAAUUCAAAACUCAAUAAACAUUGGAAAACUCAAACAGAAGAGAAAAACUAUGACUGCAGUGAGUAUGGGAAGGCCUUUUCCCAAAAGUCAGACCUCAUGAAGCAUCAAAGAACACACACAGGAGAGAAAUCCUAUGGACGCAGUAAAUGUCAGAAAGCCUUCAGCCAGAAGUCCCAGCUCAUUUUACACCAGAGAACCCAUACAGGAGAGAAAGUUUAUGAGUGCCAGAAAUGUGGGAAAACUUUUACUGAUAAGUCAUGCCUUAAUAAACAUCAAAGAACUCACAGAACAGAAAAACGCUUUGAAUGUCAUAUAUGUCGGAAAGGAUUCCGUGAUAAGUCACAACUCACUUUACAUCAAAGAGUUCAUACAGGAGAGAAACCCUAUAGUUGUGGCAAAUGUCAGAAAAGCUUCAGCAGUAAGUCACAGCUUACUGUUCAUCAGAGAGUUCACACAGGAGAGAAGCCCUAUGGUUGCGAUGAAUGUGGGAAGACAUUCCCCCUUAAGUUUAGCCUUAUUUUACAUCAAAAGACCCACACAGGGGAAAAACCUUAUGGAUGUAAUGAAUGUGGGAAAGCUUUCAUCCAGAGAUUUGAGCUCAGAAGACACCAGAGAACUCACACAGGCGAGAAGCCUUAUCAUUGCAGUGAAUGUGGAAAGGGCUUUAGUGUAAAGUCACUCCUCAAUACCCACUGGAGAACUCAUACGGGAGAGAAACCCUAUGAAUGCAAUGAAUGUGGGAAAACAUUCUCCAUCAAGUUUAGUCUCAUUUUACACCAAAGAACUCAUACAGGAGAGAAACCCUAUGAGUGUAGUCAGUGUCAGAAGGCUUUCACCCAGAAGUCACACCUGACUAUUCAUCAGAGGUCUCACACAGGAGAGAAACCUUAUGAGUGCAGUGAAUGCCACAAAGCUUUCAGCCGGAAGUCUUAUCUCCUUACCCAUCAAAGGAUUCACUCAGGAGAGAAACCUUAUGAAUGCCUUGAAU